UCCCAGGAUUCUCCUAGUUUAUGAUCAAUUUGCGAGGCGAAAUUUGGCAACAUUGAAAUGAAGUUACGUUCUUUCUUGAGGGAGACAACAUACUGUCUGCUUGCUUAUAAUAUAGAACGUUAGUCUAUUAAUUCUAUGCUUAUAACGUCGCAUGCCGGAACCUUUCAUCCAAAUAUCAAAGCUUUACAUCGCUGAAAAAACCCGAACACCUCAAGCAUCGAGUACCAACAACCCGUUGCCAGGCAACGGGUAGACGCCUCUCGGACCUCUCUCGCCGACUUCACGUGUGCGCACGGGCGCCGCAGGGCUGCCACCCUCCGAACCACGCGCAAAAUCAAUAACUCAAAGUCCACCAUGCAUCUUGCGUCACAGAGGCUCAUUUCUACCAUACCUUGCCCCUCUAUUUAGAAUAUUAUUUAAGCUGAUUGAAUCCAGCUUUUUCCUCCAACACGAAAACAAAAAUACGAACAAGAGGAAAGAUUUUGAUUACUCUUCAAGUUCAAACCCAGAAAAUGAGCGGGAUAAUUUUGCGUUCGGAUGUUGGCAGCGGUACUGAUAAGAUUUGAACAGCACAGUGAAGGAAUCCUCGGAUGCCAGCAAAUUGGGAAAAUAAAUAUAUACCUUCUUCCUGAUACUCCACCCGAGAUGAGUGCAGUCGCUGAUGAUAACGCAGAGGAGAAAUCCGAGCAAUGGACAGAAAAUAACUUGGGCAAUGGCAGCCUCAUGAUCACAUUUAAGACAGAAAAGGAAUCUGAAGAUGAAGCUGAUGAUGAGGAUGCUUACGAAGAAGAACCAUUGGACCCAACUGAUUAUUUGGAAACCAAUCACACCACUGAGGAAUCCAGCAAGAAUGAUCAAGAAUAUCUUCCAUACGAUGACUCCGCACUGGAGGUGAAAAUAAAGGAAGAGCCACUUGAAUAUCCCGAGUCUGUUUUGCCCGAUAUUCCUACCGGAGAGGAAGUAACCCAAACUAAAAUCAAAGAGGAGCCCGACUCAGAUGUUGAAUGCAACGGAGAGUUCAUAUCGUGCGAUGCAACAGAAAGUGAACAGAAUUACGAGCUACCACCCAUUAUUCCAGAUUCCAUUAUCCACAGAUGCGACAAUUGUCGAGGCGAGUUUGACUCGGAACAAGACUUAGAAACACACCUCCAGGAAUGCUCCAAAGAGGUAGCCAUGAAAAACGCUAUCAAAGCUCGGCUGAAACUGAAACUAGGACUGAAUGUUGCCGCCCCGUUGGGGCUCUUACAUUUGAUGCCGGAGAAAGAAGUCGAGGAAGAGAAAAAUCCUGCCGUCCAUGGAAACUGCAAACCGCUGCCCGGGAAGAAGUAUGGCUGUAAUCUGUGCGGAGCGACAUUCAUGAACCGCUCUAACGUCCGCGUUCACAAGGUGUUGAAACAUUCCAGCGAUCGCAAGUUCGAGUGCAAUAUCUGCAACGCUAAAUUCAAAAUCAAGUUCAUCCUUCAAAAACACAUCAACACGAAACAUUCCGAGAUUAGGAACUUCUGCUGCACCCAGUGUGAGGCCAAGUUCAAGACGAAACACGAGCUGAUCAGUCAUACCAGGUUCAAACACACCGACGAAAGGAACUGGGAGUGUAGGAUCUGCGGGUCCAAGUUUAAAACAAAGGCACACCUGCAGGCUCACGAAAGCAAUAGGCAUACUAAAGUCCGCAAUUUCAAAUGUGAUAUGUGCUCUGCGACUUUCAAAUCGAAAGCUGCUCUCAACAGGCACUUGAAAUACAACUCGAGUAAGCUGCAUUCCAAUGUUACGGUGUUUGAAUGUACUUUGUGUAACAUGCGAUUCAAGGCAGAGCUCCCGAUGAAACUGCACAUGGCAAUGAGCCAUUCGACAGAGCAAGAACAGGAGUCAUCCUGAAAUUGAAAUUUAGCUCAAAGCUUUAUUAAGACCAUUUGAAAAAUGUUGAACAAAAUGAAAGCUACUUGCAUUUCUAAUUAAGCUUUAUGUACAGGUAUGCCCAUAAGCUCGUAUCGAAAAAUAGAUAUCCCUCUUUCCCUUUCUCAAGUUUUUAAGACAGUCCAUAGUGGACUGUUAGUCUAAUUUUUAAAUGCGUAUUAAAAAUCCAUGAAAAAUUCAGAGAAGAACUACUGCAAAAAUUACUCUUGGCUGGUAAAUCUGGCACAUUAAUCUAUUUAAAUUUUUUUCUCUCUUUUUAAAAUUACGAAAUAGCAGUGUUGUUGUUAUUGUUGUACCUUGUUUGUUUUUUCUUUUUUUUCAAGUUUUUGGAGUAGGAAAGGAAGUAUCAUCCCAGAAAAUUUUAACCAUUCUUGACUAAUGCCUUUCAAAAUUAAAUGUUGUCUCAAGGCAAUUUUCUGUCCUUUGAAGAUUAUUUCCGUGAGGCAAAAAAUGGCAAGAUAUUCUUUCUUGAAGGUCAAGAAUUCCGACAUUUUAGAGAUGUACAGAUAAAUCUUUCUUUGUCUUUCCUGGCAAUGAAAUAUUUUUGAACUUCCAAAGGUACUUAAUUGCGGAAGCUCCGCCAUGAAAAGUUUUAAUAACUUCAAAUCCAGGGCGCAAGAAGGUCAAAUCCAAAAGUUAAGGAUACAUGAUAAUAAUUGAUUUGGCUGAAGAGAUGUCUAGUUGGUAUGAUAGAUUAAAAAAAAAAAAAAAAUCCCCCCUUUCUCAGCUGAAGUCAAAUUAUUACACACACAUACACUCCAGAAUUUUCUGAGCCUUUUUGGGUUUAAAAUUUACUUUGGAUGAACUUCGAAGUCAAAUAAUAUUCCUCUCAUUCCAUUGUUACCUGUCUCUUUCACUUGUAGUUCAAUGAUCUUCAUUUGUAUUUUUUCUUUAGACUGGAAACGUUUUUGAUGCUAAAUUUUGACUGUUCGGAUCCCUUAAAAUUUUGCAUUUUGUGUUUUCCACAGUAAUUAAUGAAACACGAGUUAAGUUCGACUUUAAAUUUACUACCUACUAGAUAAUUUUAGUUGUUUUGAAAUUUCAAAUUUAAAUGUAUUAUUCCUGUAGUCAAUUGUUGAUUUACCUGUUUGUCUUUUUAUUUUUUGUUGACAUUCUUCCGCUAUUUAACGAUAGUUCUUGGUCAACACUCAAGAUUUCAUCCUAAUUUGAAAAUCUGCCAUCUUACAAACUUAUUGGCAUGAGGAACAAGAAGAAAAAUUUCUUCUGACAUCGUAAGAAAUUCAGAGGAUUCACUCUCCCAGUCAAGCUAUGCCUGAAAAUCUGAGUGUUGACAAAGAGCACACGCUAAACCUAAAUUAUAUGUUUGACACAAUUUGUUACUCCCAAAGUUUAGACAUUACUUUUUGUUGUGUUACUGCCUUUUAUUACGAAGUUACUAUGCGCUGGAUUAUAGACCCUUAUAAUUUUAGUCAAAUUUUAAUUGUUUUGUCUCAUUGUCUGUUUCUAUGACCCUUCAUUGUUUAAAUAGACCCUUUCCCUUUUCUGUCUAUUUGUUUCGUUUUGUUUUGUUUUUUUUUUUUGUUUUUUUUUUGAAAAAAAAAAGAAUGCAUUUGAUUUAUUCAAAAGUAGGGGACAAUGUAGCAGGUGACUAUGAAAAAAUUGAACCUGGUGAAAAGAUUUCUUUCCUAUUAAUUUAAUUCACUGUCUUGAAUAAGACCUACCCUUUUGCUAUUUUUAUUAAAUAUUUUACAUAUAGGCUCACAUCUUGGUCCAGAAACAAUUUUUUUCUCUCUCUCGCCUUUUUGUCUUUUCAAUAAAUUUGAGACUUGCCCAUGAUGAUGUAACAGAAAACUAUGCAAUUAUUCGAUUAAUAAAGUAAACUUUGUAAUUUUUA
Molecule: messenger RNA, 3769 nt
Organism: Bemisia tabaci
Lineage: Eukaryota; Metazoa; Arthropoda; Insecta; Hemiptera; Aleyrodidae
Biological process (GO): regulation of DNA-templated transcription
Molecular function (GO): RNA polymerase II cis-regulatory region sequence-specific DNA binding; DNA-binding transcription factor activity, RNA polymerase II-specific
Source: RefSeq, a predicted model, not a curated record